Molecule: messenger RNA, 1365 nt
Organism: Rotaria sordida
Lineage: Eukaryota; Metazoa; Rotifera; Eurotatoria; Philodinida; Philodinidae
Source: the annotation of a GenBank genome assembly
AACUGGUAUCGCAAAUUCAUUCCUAAUUUCGCUCGUAUAGCUGCACCACUACAUAAAGUAACCAACAAAACAAAACAUCGUCGACAUGAAUUUAGAUGGGGACCUGAACAACAACAAUCCUUUGAGGAAUUUAAACAUAUACUAACAACAUCUCCUUUAUUUUUAGAAUAUCCAGAUUUGUCAACUCCAUUCACAUUAACAACUGAUGCAUCAGAUAUUGGCAUUGUUGGGAUUUUAAGACAAUAUACACCAGCUGGAACAAAGAUCAAUUAUUUUAAAUCUCGUGUCUUAAAUGAUACUGAACGUAAAUAUGAUACAUUUGAAAAAGAAGCAUUAGCCAUUUAUUGGUGCAUUACCGAACUUCGAUCUUAUAUAGGUGACUCUAAUUUUAUUGUCGAAACAGAUCAUCGACCACUUGAAAAUUUUCACCUUAAACAAAUCAAUAAUAAAUGUGUUAUGAAUUGGAUUUUUAAAUUACAAGAUAUAUUACCACAAAUUAUUGCAGUCAAAUAUUGUAAAGGUGCAAACAAUACAGCUGCAGAUUAUAUUUCACGACAUCUCCCUUCAUCAACAUCUGUUAAUAUCACACCACCUGGUCCAACUGAUACAUCUCAUUCUCAUACGUGCGAUACUGCUGAACUUAAUGCUGUGACAAUCAGAGCACAAGCCAAACUUCUUGCUCAACCACGUUCAUCAACACCACUCGCAUCUGAAUCUACUUGUUCUUCUCCAUCACCAAGUACUCAAUCAUAUGAUUUUAAUUUAUCACGUAUACGUACCGAACAAAACACUGAUAUAAAUAUUCAAAAUAUAAUACAACAAAUUCGAAAUGAACGUCGCUAUUCAACGUUUUUUAUUCAAGAUGAUAUUCUCUAUAAAUUAGUUCGUCGAGAUAAUACAGUACUUAAACUUAUCUAUACGCCUGCGACUUUAAUUCCGAACCUAACCAUCAUGUCGUAUAUUAAAUCCUGUGAUAAAUGUUCACAAUUUAAUGUGGAUCGACGUAAACCGCCUGGAUUUUUACAACCUAUCCAACCACCAAAUGAUGUUUUUCAAAUACUGGGAAUGGAUUGGUGGGGACCUACUGUUCCUUCACUUUCUGGAAAUCGAUAUGUUCUUGUUGUAACUGAUCGUCUUUCCGGUUAUGUUUUUGCUACAGCAUCACCUACUAAUACAGCUCAAGAUACUGCUCGAAUAUUAAUGGAAAAAAUUAUUUUAGUUCAUGGUCCACCAGAUAUAUUAAUCACUGAUCAAGGUACACACUUCAAGAAUGAAUUAUUACAAGCUAUAUCAAAAUUAGUGGGUUGUGCACAUGUUUUUUCAACACCACAUCAUCCACAAACCAAUGGACAAGCCGAACGAUGA